ACCGAGCGCAUCGCGACGACGGGGAGACAGAGACAUGGCCUCGAAGGGACGGGCGGCCGCCUGCCAAAGGGUCGCGGGUCACGGCGUUUCACAGCCUUCCUCCCUGCUGCUGCUCGUCUUGAUCUUCCUGUACCACGAGCCCCUGCUGGCCAAAGAAGUGAAGGGGGUGGCGGGUGAGAACGUCACCAUCCUCUUCUCCUUCAACGGCUCCUUCGAUGGCACCCUGCUGAAGUACGCCAACCUCUACAAGGACGGGAACAAGUCGGCCGAGUGGAGGGCGGCGUCCUCGCCCGCCCCGUCCUCUCACCUGUCCUUAAAUGUGACGAGCGGCAAGGUGGCCCUCGUCAUCCACGGGGUCACGGAAGGGGACUCCGGAACGUACUACGUGGCGCUUUUCCACGACCGCUCGAACGCGGACGUCACCGAGAGCUUCAAAGUGCUGCUCACGGUCCACCUGGCAGCCACAGAUCUGACACCCGUGAACUGCACAGAGACCUCUGCGGGAAGCUCGCAGUCCAUCACGUACGUCUACGUCAUCUGCGGGCUGGGGGCCGCCGUGCUGUCCGUGGCGCUCGUCAGCUGGUUCUACCUGACCAAUGAGAGGAGCUCAGCCAACCAGCCGACUCAGAGGAGUGCCGAGAACAGCCAGGUGACCAGCAAGGAUCCCAGCCACCUUCCCGGGUACUCCAUAGAGUACGGGGUGCUGGAAUUCCAAAGCAGACCAAGCGGGCAGGAUGGAGACUGGAGCAGAGGGUCCAGACUGGAUCUCCGGGACAAUGUGGAGUACUCGGUCAUCACCUUCCAGCAGAGGAAUCACCAGGGAGCAGCAAAGAACCCGACAGGAGUCUGCUGAACAAGACUGGGUUUCCAGAGGCCCCGGAAUCAAGGAAGAGCUGAACACUAAGGACAGGGCGGCCCACCGCUGCUCUACUCCUUGGUCGCGCGGCGCAGGAUCCCCCCCACCAAGCACGCGAAACCCAACACUAUCUACGCGCGAGACUGCAGCGCCCCGGGUCCGAACGCUGGCGUUCUCGGGUUUGAACCACCCCACCUCACCAGGGACGCAGAGACAGGUGCACAGGUGUUUGGCCCCGCCCCAAUAACACACAGCUACCAAUAAAAUGCAGCUCAGUACAGCGAAUUUGCAUUACAGUAAGGAGAAGUGUCCAGGAUGUCGCGGGAUCGAGGUAAAGGUGUGAAUACAAACAAAAUAAGCGCUUUCGUGUUGCAACGGUGCCCCUCUGUGUACCGAGAAUGUCUUCCACGCCUCGAUAUGCGAGGUUUACGCCAUGAGAGGCGACCUUUUUGUUCUUUGUUUUUUUACUAUUUAUUUGCAUA
Messenger RNA from Scleropages formosus (Asian bonytongue), 1338 nucleotides. RefSeq lists its product as uncharacterized. The record is from RefSeq and is a predicted model, not a curated record. NCBI's taxonomy places the organism in Eukaryota, Metazoa, Chordata, Actinopteri, Osteoglossiformes, Osteoglossidae. The transcript has 5 exons. The coding region runs from base 35 to 853 and encodes 272 amino acids. Gene Ontology annotation, cellular component: membrane. Gene Ontology annotation, biological process: negative regulation of immune response.